Rhopalosiphum padi (bird cherry-oat aphid) is the source of this 3333-nucleotide messenger RNA. RefSeq lists its product as uncharacterized. Bases 276 to 1118 code for a protein of 280 amino acids. NCBI's taxonomy places the organism in Eukaryota, Metazoa, Arthropoda, Insecta, Hemiptera, Aphididae. The record is from RefSeq and is a predicted model, not a curated record. The transcript has 9 exons.
AAACCGACCAGUUGCUCGACGCGUAUUGCCACCGUCACCGCCGAAUUCAGUGAACGCCGCGCGCGUGUGUCGUUCGAGUGCGACCGCGGUGUCCACGUUGGGGCCGCGAACUUUCGUAGUUCGUAACGACGUAAUAUUAUAUUUGUUUUAGAAGAGUUUCGGCCGAGUUACAAUAUCGUUAUUAGAGAUGAGUACACAAUAAGUUGUCGAUAAAAUGCUUUGAUUUUCAAAAAUAGGGAAGCGAAACAGGAAGAGAAGGAGAAUAUAGCUAGACUAUGAUGGAUUCAUUGCUGACAAAGUGGUGUUUCAUGCUGUGUUUGGUUCUGAUUGCAGAUUGCAAUGACCUAUUCGAACUAUCGGCCGUCGUACCCAGGUACGCCAAACUGGGGGAGACAGUGGUGCUCAAAUGUAACCACACGGUGGUUGAAAACCAACUUUACAAGGUCCAGUGGACCAAAAGCGGUGACAAAUUGUUCCAGUAUAUCAGAGGACGUGUACCACCGUACAUCAAUCACACAAUUCCUGGAGCAAAACUUGACUGGGGUCAAACAAAACCUUCAGAGUUGGCACUCAUGGACGUACAACAUGAUGCUUCUGGCCAAUACGCAUGCACAGUAACUACAGAAUCUCCAAUAUAUAGUAAAACAUCAGAAUCUCAUGACCUUACAGUCAUAAAAAUUCAAAAUACCGAUCCUACGAUUGAAAUUUUCAAAGAGGUGUUCAAUGUAGGAGAUAUUUUGGAUGCCACGUGUACAUCAGGGCCUUCCAAGCCUGUCCCCGAAAUCACAUGGCUGGUCAACGGACGAAAGCCACCGGAUACCUAUAUGAAACCAAUCGUUAAGGCAUUGUUGGACUCCGCCUCCGCAAUGAGGCUCACAUUUCCGGUGUCGGAUAAACUUGGCGCCGAAGUUCAACUGACGUGUCUAUCCACUAUACCCGGAUUCCUAAAUCAUAAAGCUGACUUCCAUGAUUAUGCCGAUUAUAGGUCGUCCUCGGUCAUAGUGAGCGUGGCAGCCAAAUCUGAGCCCGUGACUGCGGGAUGCGGAAAAGAAUUUAUUAGCAUCGUCGUCUUUGCAGCGACUGCCGCCGCCGUCGCCGCCGCUACGUUUCAGACGUAAUUUACGAGACGGAUUCUCAAACAACAAUUCGACGGCAUGUGUAUGCGUGCAAUUGUGUAUAAUGUAUACAAUUCAAUGUAUAAAUAGUUAGUAUACAUUAUUAGUCAUACAUUUUACGAAUAUAUAAAUAUUAAAUGGUUUAAAAUUAUUCAUGCAAACGGGCACGCGAUUACCUUUGGAAUCGUAAUCUUGAAGAUUAUUUUACUGUUAUAAUACGUUGUGGUGACCCGCUGUGGACGUAAACAGUGUACUGUUUUAAUAUUGUAUAGAAAAUUACAUAAUUUUAUUGUCUGCGUGUAUCGUGUAUACAGAUAUUUUUUGAUCGGCUGAAUCGAUUUACUGAUCUUUGUUUGAAGGACAGCAGAUUAUUUUAAAAAAUGUAUACCAAUAUUCAAACGAUGAUAUUUUUUAUCGUUAAAGCGUUUUCAAACCAAUCGUCCUUCUGUGUGUCACCAUCACGUUAAUAUAUUAUAAUAGUUAUUAAGUUAACGUACGCGAUCUUUUUUUUUUUUUUUUAAUUAUAAUAUUUUGUAAAUAAUAUUUUUAACUAACUAGACAAAGUUUUAAAUUCCUAGUGAAUGAGAUUAUAAACUUAACGAAAUCAGCGCUUCUAAAAUUGUUUCCGUGUCAAUUAAAAACGUAUUUGGUUUUUCAACGUCGAGUGAAAUAAUGUUGUACAAGAUACAUACAAGUAUGUUAUAAAGAAAAAUGCUCUAUGUAUUUAAGAGCGACGUGCACGUUAAAUUACAGUUGAACUAUAUCAUAUAAUUUGACCGGAGGUUGUUCUUGUUACUUAUAACUUACCUACUGCAUCGUUCUAAAACAAAAAUGCAUUUAUUUCGCGUUAAAUAAUAUUUUAUCAGAUAAAUCAUCCGAAGCGACAAAUAAUAAUUUACGAGGGAUUAUUUUUGAAAAUCACAAUUAUUGAAUAUUUCAUUUCUGUUAUUUAUUACUAUUUAAUAUACGUUCACAAUCAAAUUGACAAUACUGUAAUUGAAUUAAACCUUAUUGAGUAAUUAGAAAAAAAAAGUUUUUAAAAUCAACCGGUAUUUCAACUACUUGUAAAACACUCAAUAAUACUAUUGUUUCAAUCUCUUGAAUUUGCUAGGUAAUUUUUUAUUAUUGUUAUUAUUUAUUAUUAAAAUAAGAUAAUGCUGUCAAUUAUAUACGCAUAAAAAUCGCCUUUUUGAACGGUUACUGCGAAAUUUACCCUUUUUAUGUUAUACCUUGACCUAUCAUAAUAUAUAUAAUAUAUAUAUAUAUAUAUAUAUAUGUAUACGCUAUACAUUAUUGUGCUAUGUGUUUAGAUAAUUAUUAUUUUUAUCUACGUUUAUUGUAAAAAGUUUAAUUUUACUUACUGUCUGUAAAAUGUACAUUGCUAUAAAGUCUAGGUGUAAUGUUAUUGUUAGAAAAAAAAAUAUUUAAAAAUGUUUAAAAUAUUGUUACUCCAAAUGAUACAAUUUUAUUUCCAUAAACUGUAGUUGUUCUUAACAAAAAAAAUCACGCUAAGGUUUUGCCAUAUUAUAUUAAAUAUAAAACGACAUACGAUGUAUUAACCAUUAAUUAUUUAACUUUUUAAUUAAUUAAAUAAAUUAUUUCAAACGAUGAAUAAUAAAUCGAAAUCGUUUUCACAUUUAUUAUUAAUCUAAUCAUUCAAGGAUGAGUUUGUUUUUUUUUUUUUUUAUAAAGUUGGAAAAACAUUUGAGUACCACGUACGAAUUUUAUCGUUUUUAUUCAAUUUUGACAUUAUAGUAUUAAACUUGUAUUAAAUAAUGAGAAAAAAGUCGCAUUUUGUUACUAAAAACGUUUUUAAUUAUUAUAUGUUAUUUUAAUUUGAACUCGUCGCUUGAAAAUAAUAAUAAUGACUGUAGUUUGUAAGAAUAAUGUAAUCAAAUCAUAUUAUAUAAUAUUAAUUUAAAAAUUAUUGUCGUAUGUAACAGUAAAAUGUAUUUAAAAAAUAAUAAAUAACUAUAUUUAUUAUUAACAUUAAAAAUUCAAAACUCAAUCGUCACGCAAUAUUAGUUGAAGAAUUAUGAUCAUGAGCGUGACACAAGCGGCAAGCGCUAAAAAAAAAUGUUUUCUGCGUAUCGUAAUAAUGUCAUCAUAUCUUGAUACAUUAUACUAUAAUUAUAUGUUACCUACAUAUUAUAUUAUAUGUACACAUCAGUUGUAUUAACGUAUUGUAUGUUUAUUAAAAAUAAAUUUUAAGUUAAAA